Molecule: messenger RNA, 4207 nt
Organism: Phasianus colchicus (ring-necked pheasant)
Lineage: Eukaryota; Metazoa; Chordata; Aves; Galliformes; Phasianidae
Source: RefSeq, a predicted model, not a curated record
ACUUAACUCACGUGGGUUUGUAGCAGAGCUGGAACCACAAGCAAGAUUUCCAAAAGUACAAUUGCACGUGGAAGCCCACGUUUCCUACAUGCAUAUAAUUCAAAAUUGCAUUUCCUUUGUACUGAGAUGUUCUUUGUCUGAGGCUGAACUUUGGGGAACACAUUCUUUCUGAUAUUGGUGACAGGUGAAUGAUGAAGGGGGCUGUGCUUUCUGGUGAUAAGGGUUUUCUUUUGUCUUUAAUCUGAGAAAGGAAAGGGAAAGGCUGUGCUUUCAAAGUUGCAGGACUGGGCAAAAUCACUUCCAAAGGAGCAUGUUCUGCAGGUACUGCUGCCUGCCUGGCCAGACUUCAGCUACUCCCACUUGCUGGUGCUGCCCAUGAGGCUGCACUGUCCCAAAGGAGCUGCCUUUCCUAUGCCCUGUGAGAAUGGGACCUAUCAGUCAUGGGAGGAGAGGGAUUUAGGGAGUCUAGCAAAAGUAGGGCUGUGUAUUGUGAUAAAAAUUGAUUUUUUUGUCACUGAGAGAUGAGUCUUGCUGAGCCUUAGCAAGACAAAAAGGAUUUUGAAUGCCACUGCUUCCUUGUUUCUGUUAAGAUUGUGCUAAGUCGGUGUUGGAUGGGACUAGGCAAACGGAAGCAUCAGUAUCUGCCAAGAGUGGAAGCCAAAACAGGCUUCUACAACUAUGAAGUUGUUGAAGGAGUAAGCAGAAGCCAAAUCGUUCUCCUCUUUAGGGCGAAGAAACUUAAUGCCCAGAAAAAUACAAGGGAGCUAUUCCUGUCUAGCAGCUCGUGCAUGCUACAGAAAACCCCACAAGAAAUACAGCUGCACAGACGUGAUUCUGUUCCCUAGAUGGGAUUACUCGAAUAAAACUUCAGACAGCUCCUUUGUUAGACAUCUGUACCUGAGCUAGCUUUUGUACUCCUGUAGUCAGUGGCGAGAGGCACUUCAGGGCUGCAAUUUGUCUCUCUUAUUUUACUUGUCUGCCUUAGGAUGAGAUGAAUUGCACUUGAAGCGCAGUUCCCCUGGAAGUGCUGUUUCUCUCCAGCUACUGCAACACGAUUCUGAACAACUGCAUCAGAAGUACACAGUGAAGCCCACGUCCUGGGUUUAGCUUGAAUAUGUUGAUGGAGAAUGACAUUGCUUGUCGUGUCUUAUAAUGUUUCCCGAGCAAGAUGCUACUUUUUGUAUCCUAGGUUUUGGAGCACACACUCCUGAGCUGUGCCCUGCUGGGUACUUCUGUCUGCCAGGUACCAACUUCAGUACAGAGCAUCCAUGUCCAAAGGGUACCUUUGGCCCCAGGACUGGUGCCACCAGCAACUCUGACUGUGAACCCUGCCCAGCAGGCAUGUAUUGCUCAGCACCAGGUCUUUCACAGCCUUCUGGAUUUUGCUAUUCAGGUUACCAUUGUGCCAAGGGAGCCAUCAGCCCAACCCCUUUCAAAAACAGGGUGGAAUUUGCUGGCCCUGUGUUGCCUGGUAAUGAUAUCUGUCCUGCAGGUCAUUUCUGCCCCAACGGAACCGAGAAUCCCAUGCCUUGCCCUCCUGGCUCCUUCUCUGCUGUCAGGGGCCUGCAGGCAGAAGAGCAGUGCCAGCCCUGCCCUGCUGGCCGAUAUUGCAGCAGGGCAGGAUUGUUUGAUCUGGCUCAGACGUCGCUGUGUAACGCAGGGUACGUUUGUUUGGAAGGAAGCUCUGCUCCCUGCCCUUCUGAUGGGGUUUAUGGAUACAGAUGUCCUAGUGGCUUCUAUUGUCCUGCUGGCACUGGACUAGAACUGCCCUGUGAGCCUGGCACCUUCAGCCCUAUGCCUGGGGCAAGUACAUGCCUCCCUUGUCCAGCUGGUAUGGCCUGCAGCCAUGCAGCCACUGCAGAGCCUCUCAGCUGCCCCAGAGGUUACUAUUGUCCAGCUAGGACUGCUGCUCCCCUGCCAUGCCCUGAAGGGACACUGAAUACCAUGGAGGGGGCAUUGGCCCCCACUGCUUGCAAGCUGUGUCCAGUGGGGAGGUACUGCAGAGGAGAUGCUAACUGGGAGCCUGAUGGCCUGUGUUCAGCUGGGUACUAUUGUGAAGGAGGAGCCACUGAUGCAGUUCCACGUGGGACACCAACGUUCCCUCUCAGUGGGCCCUGUCCUCUUGGACAUUAUUGUCCUGAGGGCACUCCUUUCCCAGUUGCCUGCCCAGUUGGGACCCUGAACAACAGCACAGGUGGUACCUCUCCAGAGAGCUGUGUGCCGUGCUAUCCUGGGUCUUUCUGCGCUAGCGUUGGUUUGAGUUCUCCAACAGGACCUUGUACUGAGGGAUUUUACUGCCCAGCAAACUUCAGCUCCUUCAGCCCCACAGCAUUUCUUUGCCCUAAGGGUCACUUCUGCCAGAUAGGAGCAGCCCAUCCAACACCAUGCCCUGCUGGGGAGUACCAGCCAGCCAGGGGCUCUGCGUCCUGCAUUCCAUGCCAGAGAGGGUUCUACUGCCAGGAGCUGGUGGCUGGAGACCCCAAGAGCUGCCCACCACAUACUUACUGUCCUACAGGCACGCAGUUUCCUCAGACAUGUCCUGAAGGCACCUUUACUCCUCCAAAUAUGACUGGCCUCUGGAAUGAGAAGCAGUGCCUGCCUUGCUUACCUGGUCACUACUGCAGGCGUGGACAGCUAGUGGGGAAAUGUGCUGCUGGAUACUUCUGCCUUGCUGGGAGCUCUCAGCCCACUCCACAGGGCCCUGGCUUUUCCUGGCGCUUUCUGUCUGGGUGCCAAUGGGGUCAGACAUGUGCUGGGCUGUGUCCUGCAGGUUUCUACUGCUUGGAAGGCUCUGAGUUACCUAUACCGUGUCCUGCCAAUACUAUUAGAGAUGUUCCAGGGGCUGGACAGAAGGAAGACUGCCUGCCCUGUCCACCGGGCCACUGGUGCAAAGCAGGAGACUCAGAGGCUUCUCCAUGUCCUUCAGGACACUAUUGCCUUGGAAGUAAUGGCAGUGACCAGGACAGUCUGUUGGCACCUCAGAAAUGCCCUCCACAUACUUACCGCAAGCUUCCAGGAGCUCAGAGUGUGACAGAUUGCCAGCCAUGUCCUCCAGGCUAUCACUGCCCUCUCUCAGGUCUAACCAGUUUUGAGGAUUAUCCAUGCCCACUGGGAUACUGGUGUCCUGGUCAAGGGGAUGCUUUCUUUUGUCCACCUGGCACUUCCAGGGUACAUCCUGGUGCAAAAUCAUUGGAAGAAUGUGAUCCCUGCUCAGCUGGCUACUACUGCCCAGACCCAGCACAGACAGGGCUGCCUAACACCCAAGGAGUACCUUGUGAACCUGGCUAUGAAUGCCCAGCAGGUUCAGUCAGUCCAAAGCCUUGCAGGCCUGGCUCAUACUGCAGUGCUCAGACAGCUGUGCCCUCCGUGUGCCCUGCUGGGUAUUACUGCCCUGAAGGCUCAUCAACAUACAAUAACCCUGAGCAGCUAUGUGUGUUUCCCUAUUACUGUCCCCCAGGCAGUGCCCACCCACUGCCCUGUGAAGGAGGAUACAUGGCCCUCAGCUCGCCUGGGCCGAGGGAUUCCUUUGAGAAGUUCUGCAGAAUCUGUGAUGCAGGCAGCUAUCGUAAUGACUCUUUCAUCUCUGCUCCCUGUCAGCCCUGCCCAGCAGGCUUCAUCUGCCCACAAGGCAGUGAAACUUACCACGAGAAGCCUUGUCCCAUUGGUUAUUACUGCCCUCCCCUGGCAUCUGCCCCUCUUCCCUGUCCCCCGGGGACCCGUGGGAGCAACAACUUGGCCAAGCAUAUAGAGGAUUGUCAGGCCUGUCCUGCUGGCACCUUCAAUCACCUUCCUGCUCAAGCUGCCUGCUUUCCCUGUGGCAGCUCCUCUUCAUCACAGCCAGGUGCUACCAGCUGUACCUGCCAUGGGCUGAACCGGGCUUUCCAGCACUCAGAUGCCUCCUGUAUCUGCCAGGCAGGAUACAUUUACUAUGAUGAGCGAGGCAAGGAAAACUCUGACAGCAACAGUGAUCAGGACUGCCGACCUCAGGUGGACGAGCUCUGUGCUCCUGGAGAGAUCCGUUUAGCAUCUACACGCCGGUGUGUUUUUCCUGAGCAAUAUGACUGCUCUCCAUCUUGUGGGCCUGCAGGUGGAGAGGUUAAUGCAGAGCUGGGCAUGUAAGUCUCAGCAGCCGCUCAUUAGGGAACGCUUCACAAUUAGUUCUGACUGGUUAAGUUACUGAUCCCAUGAGGUCAUUUCAGGGUAGGAC